AACACAUUGAAUGUUAUCGGCAAUUUAUUAUAAAUACCGAAAUUUGGUAGACCUGUAGUAUUGUUUGUCUGUCAAAAAUGGCUGACAAGAAGAAAGGAAAGAAGAGGAAGGAGGAAAUAACUGAGGAACUUGAGAAACCUCAGAAAGAAGAAUACACUAUAGCCAAGUGGUUGAAGAAAAAUGUCCCAACAAAAAAGACAAAGUUUUUGAAUCACAAUGUUGAAUAUUUUACAGCUGCGAAAGCAGUGGACGCCUUCAUGGCGUCUCCGUGGGCCACGGAGAAGGAAGGCGUGGAGCCGUACUUCGCCACGCGGCUGGAUGUCGUGAGGUACCUGGACAAGAUGUUGAGGCAUAAAUUUUUCCAUCGUGCCAAAAAAGUCCCAGUGUCUGAACAAGAGCUGAAGGCAAAACUCAAGAAGAAAGAGAAGGACAAGAAGAGUGAGGGAGGGGAGAAGCGAAGCAAGCGACCUGAAGAGGAGAAAGAUGACGCAGAGAGCAGCCACGCAGAAGGGGACAAGAAAGAUGACAAACAAGGUGGAAGUGUGGAGGACAAAGAAAAGAAGAAGCGCAAGAUUCGACUAGAAAUGCAUUUAGAACAAGCUUUUGUUGAUGGUCUGGAUGCAUAUGUCUGGAUCUACGAUCCCAUCCCAGUGUAUUACUGGUUUUUCGGAACGUUAAUGGUGCUUGGUGCAAUAGCUAUCUGCCUGUUUCCGUUGUGGCCGCAGUCUGUCAGGAAGGGAGUGUAUUAUUUGAGUGUCGCAUGUGCUGGCUUCCUUGUCUUCAUAAUUGGACUGGCCAUCUUGCGAGUUGUGAUAUUCUGCAUCCUGUGGGUUCUUACGAUGGGGAAACAUCAUUUGUGGCUGUUCCCGAACCUCACAGAGGAUGUUGGUUUCUUAGCAUCGUUUUGGCCUUUAUAUCAGUAUGAAUACAAAGGACCUGCGGGCCAAGAUGCCAAGUCAAAAAAGAAAAAGAAGAAGAAGGAUAAGGAUUCAGAUAAUGAAGACCAAGAUGUCAGAGAUGAAGAAACUCGAGAUGAAGAAACCAGAGAUCAGGAACACCAAGAUCUUGAACCUCUUCAAGAACCAGAAAUCCUUAAAGAAGAAAUUGAGAAGUCUGAAGCUAUCAGGCCUUCAGCAGAGGAAGUUAAAGAUGAGAGACGGAAGAAGGGAACCGAAAAUUCAGAAAGUGAAUCAGAAAGCAGCCAAAACUCACAAACCGGAAAGGACUUUGAAAUUGUUGAUAGAGAAGAGGUUGAAUCGUAACGCACAUUUCAGAUGCCAUCAAGAGGGAAGAUCAUACAUUUUAAUGCAGAACGUAUUAUUGAUGUUCGAAAAUUGUAUGUGGUAAGGUCUUUUUAUGGUCACGGUGGUCAUAAGGACGAGGUGUCUAUAUUUCAAACACUGGUUCAUUUGUUUCCUCCUUCAGUGUGCUGGUUUCUGUGGACACCUUUAAGGGGACUUAUGUUACAGAUUGCAUUUGGGUGCAUUUUUAGUGCAGUUUACCAUGCUGUGUUUAUCAUCAUAAUUUGAAUCAAGUUUUUGGUUUUGAUUUUUUUUAAAUUUUUAUUUCGUGUAAACAUACACUACACCAUACUCCGAUAAUCAUGUGGAAGAAAAUGAAUUUUACUUGGAAAAACCUACUGAAGUUGUUCAGGGAGCAAACCACUUUAUUUUUUUGUUUUUAAGUAACCACAAAGAUUUAUCUUUAAUAUUUAGGGAGUUUUAAGUCCAUACCAUAUCAAUGUCAUUUUAAUUAUGUAUUUUUGAAGCUUUGUGUUCAUACCUAAUGUGCCAUUGCCAUUAGCAGAAUUACUUACAAGUCUUGGUAACACCCUUCCCCUCUGUUUUUGUCGAAGGUGGAUCAAAACUCAGAGCAUUAUCAUACUGAAGUAAAAAAAACUGUUGACAUGUUGUUGGUAGUGAUAUUAUGUAGUUACUCUUAACUUGAAUCUGCGGUGUGUGUGUGUGAGCGGGUUGAUCUGUUAUCGCUGCAGUCUUGGUAGGUUGUAAGAAAAACAGAUUUUUACAGUCAAAAUGGAAUUUUUUUUGUAUAAAUAUUUUUUAUUCCCUAGAGAGGAUUGGGAUAAAACUUCCUGAAUAGAAGUGUCCACCCAUUCCUUUUCCUUUUGUCUGGUUUGUUAGGUGCUGUCAAAAAUCUAGACACUAUUGAAUUUUUAAAUUUAAAUAAUGGACAAUGAUAUUAACUCUUGGUAGAGUUUGUGAUGUUAGUGAAUUCUACUAAACACGUCAAUUUUUUUUUUUUUUUUUUUUUUUUUUGCUAUUAGUCGGAAUAUUUUCAUCAAAUAAAAUAGAAUAAUAUAGCGCAGCAUCAAGAUCUUAGUGCCACAAAGUUGGCAUUGUUUCACCAGUCAAACACAUGGCAGAAAAAUGUUUUGUCACCUGAUGGUAAAAUAGGUAAUUUAACUAUUUAUUUAUAAUAAUUAUUGUAAUGGAGCAUUGCUGCUAGGUCAGGUAUUUAUCGCAGGUUCGCCUUUGUUUAUAGCGUAGAGCUGUAUGGUAUUGGUCCCCAGUGUAUUUGUUUUUAAAUUGCUGCUUAUUUAGGUCAUUUUUGAAUUUGUGGUGUACUCAAAGGAAAAUAUUUGUCCAUGCUGACAUAGCCUUAAAUAUUCAACUGCAGUUUUGUAAUAAAAAUGUUUUCAAAUAAUACAGUUUUAAAUAUAAUAUUUUCUUGUGACAUUAGACUCAAUUAAAAUUUAAACGUAAAUUUAAUUUUGUUUUACUUCACUAAAUUAUGCUGUAAAAUUUUUGUUGGAAGUGUAUUUGUUCAAUUUGAUCCAAGUUUGUUAAUUUUUAGUGUAAGAUAAGCAAUAGACUAGAUUAGUAAUAGUGUAUUUUUAAAUUUUUGCUGAUUCCUUGGCUUAUGACUUGAAGGCAGCCCGAGUACCUACAGGUUUACAGGAAAACAUUUUAGCAUGUAUUCGUUGUAUACGUACACACCAAAGCCAAGAAUUUUCACAUUUAAAUAAAAGUGAAGUUAUAUAUGUUAUUAAUUAUGAAAUUAAUGGUAUUACACUCAUUAAGAACAGUGUAUACACUAAUACAUGUUUUAAUUUUAUUUUAAUUAAUUCAAGUCCUGUAUUUAAAAAAAAAAUUAAUUUAUAUUAUUGAUGAUGAACAGAAAUGUUGAAAAAAAAAAAAAGGUGGGGGGGGGGGGGAGAAGGUAGGAAUUGUUUUUGCAAAACCUUAAGAAAAAUUACUAUCAAAUUAUUGCACUGCUUAACUGAAACAACCCUACUUUGCAUUUGAUUUGAGCAUUGUUUUGUGUAUUGAAAGGCAUUGCUAUGUAUGUAAAAAAAUUUUUAUGUAUGCCACAUUACUUAUGUAUUUAUUUGGGUUCUAAUGUUGUUGGAGGACCUGGUCAGUGUUCUGCUGCGGAUCACUCUAUAGAACUUACACUGAAGCAACUGUUUCUACCCGGUCCAAGUGCAAACACUGUUCAUACAGCCCAGCAAACUGUUAAUAGCACAAAUUCUGUCAUCUUGGAAGGCAUUAAAAAAAAUUAGUUUUGAACUAUUUAGCCGAAACUUGUAACCUUAAAAUUCAGAUGUAAGAUUUUAAUCUGGACAGCAUUCAAGUGAAAAUACCCAGUGUUGUUAAAUGUUUGUGUGACAGCCAUGUAUCGGAGAUGUGUGUAGCUUAUGAGAAGUUUUUUUUUUAAGUUGUGUACUCAAUGCCCACACAAAAUUUGUAAUUGUUUUUUCUUGUAUUACAAAUAAUUUUUCAAUUAUAUAAAGACUGUAAAUAUAAAA
Molecule: messenger RNA, 3769 nt
Organism: Bacillus rossius redtenbacheri
Lineage: Eukaryota; Metazoa; Arthropoda; Insecta; Phasmatodea; Bacillidae
Gene: Trp1
Product: translocation protein SEC62
Exons: 9
Coding region: 78-1262 (394 amino acids)
Biological process (GO): post-translational protein targeting to membrane, translocation
Cellular component (GO): endoplasmic reticulum; endoplasmic reticulum membrane
Source: RefSeq, a predicted model, not a curated record